Messenger RNA from Sinocyclocheilus anshuiensis, 3168 nucleotides. RefSeq names its product WD repeat and coiled-coil-containing protein C2orf44 homolog. The transcript has 6 exons. The record is from RefSeq and is a predicted model, not a curated record. Gene Ontology annotation, molecular function: kinase binding. NCBI's taxonomy places the organism in Eukaryota, Metazoa, Chordata, Actinopteri, Cypriniformes, Cyprinidae. Bases 564 to 2735 code for a protein of 723 amino acids.
GGUUGUCCAUGACUUCAAAUGUCUCCGAGGGGAAAUGCCGACACUGUUCAAGUUUACAUGUUUUUUCUCCACGCGGAGUUGUCAUAGUUUCCACAGUAUGUCAGCAGCAUAAUGGAAUGUUCUAGAUCUAGAUACCCUGCUUCAUAAGGAAUCUGCGCGAUUGGGAAUUUUGAGUGAGGGCGAAAAAGUUCCCCACACAGAUUUUUCUCAUUUUCAAGUUGAUCACUUGAAUUCACCUUGCUGACCAACAGACCUGCUUGGUUUGAAAGCCUGGGACAGAAAAAAAAAACAAAGUCAAAAGACGUAGCAUCCCAACCUCAGAGGGUUUUAUGACGUUGGGGGUCGUGUCAGCCUAAUCGGGUCAUCCUUGAGUGGAGCCUCACUCUGGCCAAUAGGAUUAGAGAGUGAGGGAAGAGGCUUUACCUAUUCUUGGAGUAUGUGAUGGCAGUCUUCUCCUACUGAAGCACAGAGUUACAUCUAUCUCUCAACUCUGACUUCAAACCCUUUUUUUCUGUUUGACCAGGAACAUUAUUUUCCUUUCCAUCGGAGAAACUGAACCAAGCAUGGAGCUAGGAAAAGCCAAGCUUUUGAGAACAGGGUUAAACACCUUGCACCAAGCCAUUCACCCGGUGCACGGAAUAGCCUGGACAGACGGUAAGCAGGUUUGUCUCAUGUCGUUGUAUUCUGUCGAUGGUGAGCCCAAAUUUGGUGACACCAAUGUUAUUGGACAGUUUGAACAUGUCUUGGGACUCUUCUGGGGGCCGUUGUGCUGCUCCGGGUCUCCGGCGUUGCUUGCUGUCCAGCAUAAAAAGCAUAUCACGGUUUGGCAACUUCAGCUGAGCACUUCAGAGCAGAACAAACUCCUGUGCACGCAGACCUGCGAAAUGAGUGAGCCGUUCCCGCUGCUCUCCCAGGGAUGCGUCUGGCAUCCCAGAAUGGACAUCUUAGCCGUUUUGACCAAGCGGGAUGCCUCGGUCUUGUUUUCCGUGCGGGUCGAUAAUCGUCGCGUGAAGGCCGACAUCAAGAGCAGCGGUCUGAUCCAUUGUGCCUGCUGGACUAAAGAUGGAACCCGCCUGGUGGUCGCCAUCGGUAGUGCGUUGCACUCGUAUAUUUGGAACGACAUCCAAAAAAGCCUGGUGGCAUGUUCCUUCUGCCCGAUUUUCGAUGUAGGUGGGUAUAUCUGUGCCAUCGAGUCUACAGACGAAGCUCAAGUGGCUGUAGCGACUGAACUUCCGCUUGAUAAAAUUUGCGGGCUCAAUGCAGGCAUCGCAUUCGACCUUACCAAUGAGUCAGAGGCUUCGACGUGCCGCCCUUCUCCCGUUUUGACAGUGGAUACGGACUAUUAUUUGGACAGACGGAGAUCAUGUGAUUCUGAGCGCUCGGGACACGGCUCCUCAUCCGGACCCUUAGAUUUAACGCACAUUCUCGCCAAACACCGAAAAUCAGACCCAAGUCCGCUCAUUCACUUGAGGCGGCGGGAUAAUACGACGGGAACAGGUCAGGACUCGUCACAUCUGAUUCUGGUGACGUAUGAACGCAAGGUCACCACUUCGAGGAAGGUCAGCAUCCCUGGCAUCUUGGUCCCUGAUAUUAUCGCCUUCGAUCCGAGCGGGAGCACGGUGGCCGUGGCAUCAAACACGUGCAACAUGAUCCUAGUUUACUGCAUCACGGAUUCUUCCAUGCCCAACGUGCAGCAGAUCCAGCUGCAAAAAAAUGAGAGGCCCAAAGGCGUGUGCUUUUUCACCAACAAGAUGUUGCUCUUCAUGAUUGGCCGACAGAAGUCCAAUGAUCCUGCUUUCCUCUCCUCCUCCAACACGGACAAGUACAUCUUGAGGCUAAUAGCCAAGGAGCUGGUAUUCGACGAGGAAGGUGCCACCCCAGUGGUUACCAAAUCUGAGUCGGCGAGCCAACAUCAUGGGAUUAGACGUCAUUCUGAGAACUUUUCUAAAGAGGACCGUCUAUCAAUUAAGGAUCUUAUACUUCCCGGAGGCUCGGUAAUUGUUUCGCCAUCCAGUCGGAGGAAACUAAUCGAGGAGGUACACAGCUCAGAUUUGAGCCCCGUGGCGAGCUCUGCCGACUUCUCAGAUAGAGCAUCCAGUGCCUCCUCUGUUACUCUGGAAACCUACGACAUGGAUCACAUCAGCCGCAUGGCCACGCUCGCCGUAGCCGGUCAGGCCAGCCGGGAUUCCAGUCGACCCUGUUCGCCAAGGUACGAAGCCUCGGAAAAAUUAUACUCCGAUGCAACGCCACCAAAGAACAGCUGUCAAUCCAAAGAAAAGAACUUGGAGCAGCUGACACAGAACAUGGAGAGGAUUUUUACCCGAUUUGCUGAUGUCCAGCAGUGCCUCACAGAAAUCAGAGACUUCACCCAGAAUGGCAAGAAGAUUGCAUGCAGUUAUCCGUCUGCUUAUGAACCGCAAUAUGUGCACAUUACAUGUCAGAAACAGUUGUCUGAGAAUGUGUAUACGGAUGAGAGAAGGCCGUUGUUGCUGUGUGAGGGGCGGAUCUGCCUGCGGGUGGUGCAGGAACUCCUCGGCCUGACGGUCGUGGAGAUGAUGCAUGGUCCCAUGUGGAUCGUCUUGGUGGCUGAUGCAGAUGGUUUCAUUCCACUAACAUUUAAACACAAAGAUGAGCUCACAAUCAGGAGUGCGAGAAGGAAAUCUCCUAUAAGACCCCCGAGCUGCGCUGAUGUAUUUCCACCUGAAAGUCCAGUGUCUCCCAAUGCAGAAAAAUAAAGCUUGUAUCAUCAUAAGAGGACUUAUUAGAAAUAUUUUUAUGAUAUUUGUCUUGUGUUAGCUGGAUAUCUGUGGCUUACACAGGGAUAUUCCAAACUUUUUGUUUGGAAUUCAGGGAAAACGACAAUAUUCGCCACUGUGAUAUUUAUUAUGUUGAUAGAUUUGUGUAAUGUGACAGUUGUCAAGGGCAGAACAGUUUUUUUUUAAUUUUCAGAAGAAAUAUUGAGUGCCUGCUUGGUUAUUUUUGCUUGAAUAGUUUCUAUUUUGUCCCACACAACGAAAUGAAGGUACAUGUAAUGUGAAAUUAAAGAAGAUUCAUAGUGAUUGUAUUCUUUUGUUUCAUAAUUGAUUUGAUUUGUAAGCUGUAAGACAGACAUUAUAACCCACAUUAAAAGAACUGCAUAAUAGCACAUUCACACAAUGAAAAAAAAAA